AUGCGCUUGUUUUCCGCAAAGCAGCCACGAAGCACCUCCUCUGACACUUCUUAUCCGCGCUCAACACCAUCUCCCUCGUCACAUACGAGUCCAACGUUCCUCGUCACCUCCCCCACUGUCCUCAUGACCGGACGAUCCACAUCGGAAUCAAUAUCAUCCACCGCAGAACCGCCAAUAUCAGCAACGAUGGCUUCGUCUCGGUCCACUUCGGGCACCAUAGCCAACGUAGAGGCCCAAACACCACAUGCAUGUCAGACGAGACGCGGCAGUGCUUCCAGUACCACCACCUUUGGUUCAUCCGACCAAGCUUGUGAGGCUUGCGUCAUGGACAGGCCGUACGUAGAUCGGGUGCGGUCCAUCUCGCAUGUGUUUCUUGCAUUGCGUCUGAUGUUCACCGAUGCUCAACGGCGCAAGGAUCUAUUUACGAACUGGAUCCAUGUACCCAUCGGUAUCGCAUCACUUCUCUUUCUCACCUGGCUUAUCAAGCAGGCCAUGGACCGAGCACCCUUCCGAUUCCCCAGCCCCGUGCUCGCCAUGGUCUUUCUCUUUAUCUUGCUCCUCACACUCGAUUUUCUUUCGACCACGCCUCCUGUCCAGAAAUGGGCCGCUCGCAGAUCUUGCGCAACCGACGAUUCGCACACCAGUGUCAAUGACCAACCGCAGCGCAAGAUCCUUCUUCAGCCCAUGCUUGCCUUACUCGAAGCUCCAUGUGACUUUUGCUUGAGAUACAUGUCGGUCAUGUUCACGCCCAGCUUCAUCCUUAUCCCUGCGAGGGAGAUCAUCAACGGUAAAGAGAUCGGCUUGAUCACCGGUUGGUUCGCCGCCUCUCAGUUGCUCGGUCUCAUCUUCCCCGUCCUACUUCACAAGGCUAUUCGUUCGGUGGUUGCCAUUACAAAGCGUCGGGUUCAACACCGAAAGAAUGACAAGGAGGACAAGCUCAGACGAGCGCAUGAACAGCGUCGUGCUAGUGUCGCUACUCUGGUCGCUGUCAUGUCCAACAUCAACCCGACACCAGCUGCACCAGGCUUGGUCGCCAAAGCCGACACCGAAAGCACAUUGGGCGCAACCAGUCAUAAUAGCAACAAGCACAGCGCGCUGCAAGGCGGUGAAAAGCUGAGCAGUAUUGCUACCGGAUUGUCCGGUAUGACUGCCAUCGCUACUGCACCGCUGACGCUCAACACGGCUGUUGCGAUCAACACGCCGGGCGCACGUGCUCCAGUUCGUAAUGCAUCGCAACGUCAGGAUGCUCAACGCCAGCUGGAGCAUGUGCAGCUUGAGACAGCUCGUCAACAAGGAGAUCCGUAUGCGACCGCGCAUACUCCGAUCGCGCAUCACCACCACUAUCCGCAGGUGCCUUCUGCACCUAACUCGCCCCGACCUGGCUCGGCGCUGCACCACAACCACCGCUUGCACCACCACAACUCGGAUUACUUUGCUCAUGCCCAUAUGCAAGACCAUGGCGACGUCGAUGCCGAUGAGAGGCCAGCGCUCGGUCGAAGUCGAUCGUUGGCAAGAUCGUGGAUCGGUGCGUCGGUUGCAGGCGCACGUAUGCGCGAGGCUACCUCGCUUUCCCCCUCGCGAGUGGCUCGCCCUCGUUCUGGUAACGACAGGUCUGCCACUAAGGGCCGCUUCGGCGCUGCCAUCGUCGGCCCAGGUAGUGGUCUUAAGAAGCUCGCCGCAUCCUCGCGUAGGCCGCAGAGCGCGUCGGCUGCGUCGCAAAAAUCGGCUGGUCAAUUCGAGCGCGUCGUUCGGGCUAACGACACUCUCUCGCCCACGUUUGACGAGUACAUCUUGCGUGCCAGGCAAGAUCUGCUCGAUCGACGUUCGAGUGGCGCAGCCAUGGAUGACCAUGUUGCUGCUAGCAAGCAUGUGAAGGCAGACAGCGUUAGCAUCGAUCCUCGCACAACAAGACGAUCGGUCGAAGCAACAGGAGACGAGAUCGAGACGUUGGUCAUGCCCACGCUCGUCGCGCCUACGCCUCUGCGCACCAGUCAUGACGAGAAGCACGAUACCACCGCCUCGUAUUCGCUUUCGAAACCAAAUCCGCAGUACGACAUUCGAAGACCCAGCAAGGCCGAAAGUGACAAGACUGUCAGUGACGACAUUGAGGCACAUGUCACUUCGGACGGCGGUAUGAUUUGCGAAAAGAAGGUCGAUUGUAUGUCGGUAGAGCAGAUCGUCACCACGACAAGUGGAGACGAUCGCGCAGGACCGCCAGAUUCCGAACCAGAGAUGGACGCGGUCGAUCGGCUUGUUGAGAAGCUGUGGACGUUGAUCCCUUGGUUUGUGUUUUCACUUGUGCUCGUCGCUGGUAUCCCGCUGUUCUACAUUGUCGACAUUUCGUUGCCGCUCUUCCUCGGGAUCAACUUGGUCACCUUUCUUGGCUCUAUCACGCUCGUGCCAGCCAAGAUCCGACGCUACGCGCACCCGAUCCUUACCACAUCAAUCACCACGGUCCUCAUCCUCUGGGGCGUCGGCGAGAUCCGAGGCUGGUCGCUUCGGCGCACGCUCAACUCGUACUCGGUGGAUGCCAAGUACACUGUGCUGUGGUCUCUGCAGGGAUACACUGGUCCGGUGAUCGGCGCGGGCGAUGUAUUGUUUUCCACGCUGGAUGCCGGGAUUGUAUCGCUGGCGAUUCCGAUGUAUCGAUACCGCUGGGAUUUGUGGUUGCACUUGGUCGACAUGCUUGUCGUUCUGUUGCCAUGCUCGAUGAUGUCGCUGUUUGUGUGGCCGACGAUUGCUGCCAACAUUGGAAUUGCGCCGGAACGCGCGCUCGCUUUCGCGAGUCGAUUCAUGUCGACACCACUCGCCAUCGAGCUCUCGCUCACGAUCGGUGCCGACGAGAGCAUCACUGUUGUGCUUGUUGUCAUCACCGGGAUUGUCAUUUCGAUUUUCAAAGACGCGUUCUUCCGUCUGUUCGGCUUGAAUCCUGACCUUGACGGUCCUGGAUCCUCGGACGAGUCGGAUGACUCGCAGACUAAGCAAAGCCAACACGACUACCUCACCAUCGGUAUCGCCAUGGGCAGCACCGCGGGCGCUAUUGGCGCUUCCAGCCUGAUCGCGAAACCCAGAUGCAUGGCCAUCGCUUCGCUUUCGUUCGUCCUCUUUGGCGCCAUCUUGCUCAUCUGUGCAGCUAUCCCUCCGAUCGUCGAGACGCUCAGAAUGCUCGCUAAUGCCCCGCUCGACUUCACUCCCGCUGUGUAG
This is a messenger RNA of Mycosarcoma maydis (corn smut), 3204 nucleotides long. RefSeq lists its product as uncharacterized. The coding region runs from base 1 to 3204 and encodes 1067 amino acids. The transcript has a single exon. The record is from RefSeq and is a predicted model, not a curated record. Lineage: Eukaryota; Fungi; Basidiomycota; Ustilaginomycetes; Ustilaginales.